ACCUUCACAGGGGACAUCUUCGCAAGAGACCCCUCACAAGAAAACCCUUCACAAGAGGAGUCUGCAACAGAGACAGAAUUACCUUGUCGAGAACUGGAUGAGCAAGAAGCGCUAACCCGGGAGUUGACCCAAAUUCAAAAAUUCCAACACCAACAGAAACUUAUAGAAGAAAAGAACAAGGAGACCCGGAAUCUCCUUGCCGAAGCCAUUAAGGACCGAUGGGAGAAAGCAGAAACAGAAGCCGUCUUGUUGACCAAAUUGCAAAAGGAUCUCUCACGGCUGGACGACCUCCUUACUGCUGACGUGUCCAUCAUCCGAGACAAAAUCGAAACUUCCAGCUUGGAGUACCUUGAAGCACAGAAGCGUUACGAGAGAGCCGAGAAGGAGUUCAUCAGGUGCAAACUGGAGAUGUUCCGUAAGGCCGAACUCAAGGAACAGCUCACCGAACACCUGUACACCAUUAUUUACCAGAACGAGAUGAGGAAGGCGCAGAAGCUGUCGGAACUGACGGAGAAGCUAAAGAUUUGUCCAAUAUCAGAAGAGGUGGAGUGCAUCCUUCCGCAAAUGCCACCAGUUCCUGUAUAUAACCCCGUUAACACGAUACACUCCCCCUGCAAAGACAUUUCCACCACCACUGCCAACACCACCACCACCACAACCACUGAUACAACCACUGCCAACACCACCACCACCACAACCACCGACAGCACCACAACCCCUGACAGCACCACAACCACUGACACCACCACCACAACCACUGACACCACCACUACUGCUAGUGUGACCCCUUCUAAUGCUAGCAGUACAGAUAAAGGGUCGGCAAUAGCUAUCGAAGGUUGCCCCGAGAAAGACACCCCUGUGACCUCCCCCGCAGAAACGGCGCCUUCGCAGUCUGAGGAGUGCCACGCUGCUGAGACGUGUGCCGACGCUUGUCCCUCCGGAGGAACGGAGUCAGCCCCGGAGGGCUCUGGAAAUCCCGGUGGAGAUCCGCUUACCGAAAAACUGUCCGAGUCGCGAGUGGGAGCCGGGGACGACGUGACCCUUGCUGUCUCCAGCCCCAUCGAAAAUAACACCAGCAACAUCGUUAGUGGCGGAAAUAGCAGCAGUAGUAAUAAUAAUAAUAAUAAUAAUAAUAGUAGUAGUAGUAGUAGUAAUAAUAAUAUUAACGAUAAUAAUAAUAAUAAUAAUAAUAAUGCUGACAGCAACAACAACAAUAAUAACAAUAAUAAUAAUAAUAAUGUAACAGUCCCUGCCUUAGCAACGCAACACAAGAAUACCAAUGCAAAGGGAGAUAAUCAUAACGAGGGGGAGGGAACUGGUGAUAGUUGAGAUACUCAGAGACUAAACCAGACUAAACGCCUUACCAUCCUUUUUUUUGAUCUCUUUAGGUAUUUUUUUUUCCUUUUGGGAGCUCAAAUCUCAUUCAUCCAUACAAGGUCAAAUGUCAUUUUGUACCAGGGGAUUCUCAUUUUUUAAAAAUAUUUUUUUUCC
Octopus sinensis (East Asian common octopus) is the source of this 1491-nucleotide messenger RNA. Its product is annotated as anaphase-promoting complex subunit cdh1. The transcript is spliced from 4 exons. Gene Ontology annotation, biological process: non-motile cilium assembly. The annotation marks the transcript as partial. The record is from RefSeq and is a predicted model, not a curated record. Lineage: Eukaryota; Metazoa; Mollusca; Cephalopoda; Octopoda; Octopodidae.